Molecule: messenger RNA, 1423 nt
Organism: Durio zibethinus
Lineage: Eukaryota; Viridiplantae; Streptophyta; Magnoliopsida; Malvales; Malvaceae
Source: RefSeq, a predicted model, not a curated record
AUGGAAAGUUAGAUCGGUCCAUGGGAAGGAUGAGUUGAAUAAAAAACAAAAUUACAGAAAAAAAUUAAAAAAAAAAAAAAGAAAAAACAAGUGACAAAAUCUGUAAUCACAAAGGCUGUCUCAGCAAAGGCCAUGUAACUCAACUCAACUCUGCAGUCCGUUUUCACACGUCAGCAAUGUGGAGCGCCAACCGUUGAAGAUAAGCAAACCAAACCCACAAAUCUAAAUGACACGUGUCAUCAUUUAAUAUUUUUCUUCCUAAAUUUCUCCCAGAUUUUUUAAGGAUUUUUUUAAGGAGCUCUAAAUCUUGCUGCUGCUGCUGUUGCUGUUGCUGUCACCUGUUGCCUGUUGGCAGAUUUUAACAAACAUAACCGUUUAACAUCCCUCCUUUAUAGAUUACAUAGAAAAGGUAAGAGAGGGAAAAGAAAAGUAAAAUAUGUCAACAGCUUCGUCAUUGUGUUCAUCAACUCAGGUUAAUGGCCUUGGAGGGGGACUUAGGCUUCUAAGAACCCAUCUUUCUCAACCCAAGACACUUACUUUUACAAGGAGGAGAAUUGCUACACUAGUGAAGGCAACAGCUCGACUUGAUAAAUUCUCAAAAACCGAUAUCAUUGUUUCUCCAUCUAUUCUCUCUGCUAAUUUCGCGAAGUUGGGGGAGCAGGUGAAAGCAGUGGAAUUGGCAGGCUGUGAUUGGAUCCAUGUGGAUGUAAUGGAUGGUCGAUUUGUUCCUAACAUUACAAUUGGACCUCUUGUGGUUGAUGCCUUACGACCUGUGACUGAUCUUCCACUGGAUGUGCAUUUGAUGAUUGUGGAACCAGAUCAGCGAGUUCCGGAUUUUAUUAAGGCUGGAGCAGACAUAGUCAGUGUUCACUGUGAGCAGUCGUCAACCAUCCAUUUGCAUCGUACACUUAAUCAAAUAAAAAGUCUAGGUGCUAAAGCUGGAGUUGUCCUAAACCCUGCUACGCCCCUUACUACAAUAGAAUAUGUACUUGAUGUGGUUGAUCUAGUCUUGAUUAUGUCGGUCAACCCUGGCUUCGGUGGGCAGAGCUUUAUUGAGAGUCAAGUGAAGAAAAUCUCUGACUUGAGAAGACUGUGUGUAGAGAAGGGAGUAAACCCAUGGAUUGAAGUGGAUGGUGGAGUUGGUCCUAAAAAUGCAUAUAAGGUUAUUGAGGCUGGAGCGAACGCUCUAGUGGCUGGUUCAGCUGUGUUUGGAGCCAAAGAUUAUGCUGAAGCUAUUAGAGGAAUCAAAACCAGCAAAAGGCCAGAAGCAGUGGCUGUGUGAUUUAUGACUGCCUAAGAUCUGAUCGGUUCCAAUUUGUGAUAACCAUAUUUACAUUCCUAUGUGUGUUACCCUCUAACUUUGUUAGAAUUUUGCUCAAUUUUAUCUUGUGUAUAAAUUCUGAAGCUAUUAAAAAAAAAGAUA